UUCAUCUGCUCUGGGCAGCCUUUUCGUCGUGUGGCCGUGUAUUUGAUUUUUACAUGUUUUUUAACUCAUUUUUGGAUAAUUCGAUUAUCAUUUUGAAUCCGGAGGAGAGAUAACGGAGAAGCAGGUUCCAAAAAGUAGCGGGCCACAACCACAACAGGGAGAGAGAGAGAAGAGACCAAGACCGAAAGUACGAUCGAAACACGGACACGGGCCAAAAAAAGGGAUAAAGUAAACUAAAACUGCCAACAUGAGCAUACCCAACGAAUAUAUAGCGAAAACAGAGGAUGUGGCGGAACAGGUUAUCAAGCGCGGCAAGCAUGUUUUGCCCACUGUGGCUCGUCUGUGUCUCAUUGCUACCUUCUUUGAGGAUGGACUUCGUAUGUAUUUUCAAUGGAAUGAACAACGGGAGUACAUGGACAUGAGCUGGGGUUGUGGCAAAUUCCUUGCUACAGUCUUUGUGCUGAUCAAUUUAUUUGGCCAACUUGGUGGAUGUGGCAUGGUCAUAGCCCGCUUCAAGGUCGACAUUGCUGUGGGUCUUCUAUUCUUCAUUGUCGUGCUGCAGACAAUUGCUUACUCUAUCCUGUGGGACUUUCAGUUUUUGCUACGUAACUUUGCCCUGAUUGGGGCCCUAUUGCUUGUGCUGGCCGAGGCGAGAAUCGAGGGACGCAGCCUAUUCGCCGGUGUGCCAUCUAUGGGCGACAAUAAGCCCAAGAAUUUUAUGCAAUUGGCUGGAAGGAUUCUAUUGGCCUUCAUGUUCAUCACGCUGAUACGCUUCGAGCUGAGUGUGUGGAAUGUUAUACAGGAUAUCAUUGGUUCCAUUCUGAUGAUACUAGUUGUCAUUGGCUACAAGACAAAGCUGUCGGCCUUGAUACUGGUGGCUCUGUUGGUCGUUUUGAAUUUAUAUCACAAUGCCUGGUGGACGAUUCCGUCUUAUAAGCCACUUAGAGAUUUCUUGAAAUAUGAUUUCUUCCAGACUCUCUCCGUGAUUGGUGGCCUGCUCAUGAUUGUUUCCUUGGGCCCUGGUGGCGUAUCCAUGGACGAGCACAAGAAAAAAUGGUAGAGCUUCAUUUUUAUUCUUUCCCGACACAAAAAAAAAAAAAACCAACAAAAGAAAAAGAAUCCGAAAGAGUAAAACAGAGAAAGAAAACACGUCUUAGUUAGGAUCUUUACCAUAAAAUGGAACAACAACAGGAGCAGCUGUAGCACAACAACAACAACAAGAGAACACUUGACAAUUUUGAUAGCAUUGAAAAGGGACUUCCUUCGCAAUAUACAUAUAGUAGAAUCAUACCCCAAAACAAAUUCCAACACAUUCUCAUUGACAUUUUUACACUUUCCUUUUUGUACAUAACAAGACAACAAAAAAAAUUUCAAAAAAAGCAAACAAACGAUGAUGAGGGAAAAACGAGAGAUAGCAAACUGAUUUUGUUUUCUUUAAAAAACUAUACAUUAAAUUAAUUAACAAACAUUUAUUAUUUGAUAACAGA
This is a messenger RNA of Drosophila willistoni, 1487 nucleotides long. It is a transcript of the gene Surf4, whose product is annotated as surfeit locus protein 4 homolog. Gene Ontology annotation, cellular component: endoplasmic reticulum; endoplasmic reticulum-Golgi intermediate compartment; membrane. Lineage: Eukaryota; Metazoa; Arthropoda; Insecta; Diptera; Drosophilidae. Bases 248 to 1060 code for a protein of 270 amino acids. Gene Ontology annotation, biological process: Golgi organization. The record is from RefSeq and is a predicted model, not a curated record. The transcript is spliced from 4 exons.